CGGCCCGCGCUCUGUUCCCUGCGCCGCACUGUGCCCCCGCCGGGGUGCGGCCGCUGCCCGCGCUCGGCUCCGCGCUGUCGCUUCGCGCGGUCCCGCUCCUCCUCCAAACUCCGCUCCGGGUUUUCCGUCCGCCCGGCGGAGAGCGGGGCUGCCGCGCCGUUCCCGGGCUCUCGAUCCGUUCCGUGUUUUCGUGGCCGCCGCUUACUGGCCAGUCUCGCGAGCCCCGGCCCCGCCGCAGCCAAUGGGGAUCCGUCCCUCGCUUGGCGCAGCCAAUGGGGAACUGUCCCCCCCCACCCCGGGCUGCAGCGCGCUGAGGGCUCCGAGCGGCGCCUCCAUUUAAAGGGGCCGCGACCCGAAUCCGGGCUCUGGGCAGAACGGGCGGCGCAGCGCCGGGCAGCCCCAGGUACGAGCGGCGCCGCCCGCAGUUGUCAUCAUCUAAAUGGAUUCUAGUGAAAUUUCGGGAUCUCUGGACCCCCUGUCUCUGCCUGACAAACCACUUAUUGGUGAUCUUCCUGCUGACAUGGAGUUUGGGGAGGGUCUCCUGGGCUCCCAAACAGCUUCUACCCAGGAAGCUUCGGAUCUUCGGCCCCCAGAGUGGGAUCAGUCCAAGCAGAUGACUGCAGACGGGGACUUAGGCCUUCAGGAGAAAGGAGACAGCCUGUCUGAACAAAACAAAUCAAACGACCUCAAUCUAGAUAAACCUAGUACUGUCUUGGACGUCCUGGAGAAACCUGAUGUCUUAGAUGACUUGGAUGAAUCUGCUGGCUCAGUGGAGCUAGAUAAAUCAGAGGGUCUGGACGAGCUGUGUAAGGCACAGCCUUCCCAGGAUGCGGGGGAUGGGAUGGACGACUCCUCUGCCAUUUCUAAAGAAGCCCUUGUUCUAGAAACACAGAAAGAAGGGGAAGAUGCACCAAAAACUAAUUCUAGGGACCUAAAGGAAGAUGGUGCUGCUGCUAUUCCUGCACCAUCUGAUGACAGCGGCCCUGAAUCACCGCCACAGCCUGUUCUUGACUCUGGAGACCUCAGCUGUGCCCCAACCACAGAAGAAACCACAGCACAACCCUCGAGUCCGCUGGUAGCCCCUCCACAACUUAGUCUUAAACAGUCAAAAAAGACGAGGUUGAAGGCACCAAGGAAAAGCUCACCUGUGCAGAGGGAAGGACUGCUGGGGGAAGCAGAGGUGGAGCUGAGCCCGGACAGCAGUAUGGCAGCUCUGCCCUCUGAGCCUGCACAGGAAAAGAAAGCAGAGGAAUGGAAUGAUAAUGGGAACAGCUCACUGAGAGAAAGCACUGGACUGAAGGCAGAGGAAGCUGCAUCACCAGCAGAAGGCCUGUCUCGGAAGGGAAGUGUGCCCCAAACUGAGAAGGAGAAAAGAAGUGAACGAGCCAGAAGAUCAGAAUCCGCCAGGCCUGAAACUGUGAACUCCGCUGACAGCAUUCCGGUCUCUGACGAAGAUUCUGAUGCCAUGGUGGAUGAUCCCAACGAUGAGGAUUUUGUUCCUUUCCGUACCCGCCGCUCGACUCGCAUGUCGUUACGCACUCAGAUAGCCCAGCGAGCUGCCCGUUCUUCUGUCACUAAGAUGACUUGUGCCAACUGCCGGACCCCGCUGCAGAAGGGCCAGACUGCCUACCAGAGGAAAGGACUCCCUCAGCUCUUCUGCUCCAGCUCCUGUCUCACCACCUUCUCGAAAAGACCACAUGGCAAGAAGAUAUGCACCUUCUGUAAAAAGGAGAUCUGGAAUACCAGGGACUCUGUGGUUGCCCAGAUUGGUUCAGGUGGCUCUUUCCACGAGUUCUGCACCUCUGUCUGCCUCUCCCUCUAUGAGGCCCAGCAACAGAGACCAGCACCUCAGUUUGCAGACCCCUCAGACACCAUCCGUUGCAGCGUCUGCCAUAAACCUGGUGAGGUCCAGCAUGAGGUCAGCAAUGGGAAUGUAGUUCACCGCAUUUGCAGCGAUGCCUGCUUCACCAAGUUCCGAGCCACCAAGGGUCUGAAAACCAACUGCUGUGACUACUGUGGACUUUACAUAUACAAUAAGGGCAUGCCCGUGGAGUACCUCUUCCAUGAAGGCCAGCAAAAGCGCUUCUGCAACUCUAGCUGUCUCAACAGUUACAAGAAGAAGAACACCCGAGUCUACCCUUGCAUGUGGUGCAAAACGCUGUGCAAAAACUUUGACAUGCUGCCCAAUGUGGAUCGCAGUGGCAAGAUGGGACUGUUCUGCUCCAUUUGCUGCACUACCUCCCACAAAGUGAAGCAGUCGGGCUUGGUUGGUCCCCCUAGACCCUGCAGCUUCUGCAGAAAGAGUUUAUCUGAACCCUGCUAUUACAACAAGACAGACCGGGUUGUCUACCAAUUCUGCAGCCCCAGCUGCUGGACCAAAUUCCAGCACACCAGCCCGGAGGGUGGGAUCCACCUGAACUGCCAUUACUGCCACAAUCUUUUCACCGGGAAGCCAGAGAUCCUAGACUGGCAGGACAAGAUGUAUCAGUUCUGCUGCAAGGAUUGCUGUGAGGACUUCAAGCGGCUACGCGGGGUAGUGUCUCAAUGUGAGCACUGCAAGCAGGAGAAGCUGCUGCAUGAGAAGAUCCGCUUCUCAGGGGUGGAGAAGAACUUCUGCAGCGAAGGGUGUGUGCUUCUUUACAAACAGGAUUUCACCAAGAACCUGGGCCUGUGCUGCAUCACCUGCACCUACUGUUCUCAGACCUGCCAGCGGGCGGUCACCGAGCAGCUGGAGGGCAGCACCUGGGACUUCUGUAGUGAAGACUGCAAAAGCAAAUACUUGCUCUGGUACUUCAAGGCAGCUCGGUGCCAUGCCUGCAAGCGUCAGGGGAAGCUGCUGGAAACCAUCCACUGGCGAGGGCAAAUCAAACACUUCUGCAACCAGCAGUGUCUGCUGCGAUUUUACAAUCAACAGAACCAGCCCAACCUGGACACGCAGAAGGGGCCCGAGAGCCUGCUGAACAGUCAAUCUUCAGAAACAAAACCACCUGCUUCUUCCCAUCAGAAGGCAGAGACUAACACGCUGUCUUCAAAGACCUCCUCAGCCCACAUGUCUCCAGCUGCACCGCCUCCCCCACCCCCUCCAGUUCCAGCCACCCCCCGGAAGAACAAAGCUGCCAUGUGCAAACCACUGAUGCAGAACCGGGGUGUUUCCUGCAAGGUAGAAAUGAAGUCCAAAGGAUGUCAGACAGAGGCUGACUGGAAGCCCCAGGUGAUUGUGUUGCCAAUCCCAGUCCCGAUCUUCGUGCCUGUGCCUAUGCAUAUGUACUGCCAGAAAGUACCUGUGCCUUUCUCCAUGCCUGUCCCGGUGCCUGUGCCAAUGUUUCUACCCACCACACUGGAGAGCGCAGAUAAGAUUGUGGAGACAAUUGAGGAGCUGAAGGUGAAGAUCCCCUCCAAUCCUCUAGAGGCUGACAUCCUGGCCAUGGCAGAGAUGAUUGCAGAGGCUGAGGAACUGGACAAAGCCUCCUCAGACCUGUGUGACCUGGUGAGUAACCAGAGCGCAGAGGGUCUCCUGGAGGACUGUGAUCUGUUUGGACCAGCAAGGGACGAUGUGUUGGCUAUGGCUGUCAAGAUGGCAAACGUCCUCGAUGAGCCAGGCCAGGACCUGGAGGCUGACUUCCCUAAGAACCCUCUAUACAUCAACCCCAGUGUGGAUUUUCUCUUUGACUGUGGGUUGGUGGGCCCAGAAGAUGUGUCCACAGAGCAAGAGCUGCCUCGUGCUGUCCGAAAGGGGCAGAAACGUCUGGUGCUCUCCGAAAGCUGUUCCCGGGACUCAAUGAGCAGUCAGCCCAGCUGCACAGCACUAAACUACUCAUAUGGUGUGAAUGCCUGGAAGUCCUGGGUGCAAGCCAAGUAUGCAGGAGGAGAGACCAGCAAGGGAGAGGAGCUGCGCUUUGGCCCCAAGCCCAUAAGGAUCAAAGAAGACAUCCUGGCCUGCACAGCAGCUGAACUCAACUAUGGCCUGGCUCAGUUUGUCAAGGAAAUAACACGGCCCAAUGGAGAGCGCUACGAACCAGACAGCAUCUAUUACCUUUGCCUUGGCAUCCAGCAGUACCUGCUUGAGAACAAUCGUAUGGUGAAUAUAUUUACAGACCUUUACUACCUGACCUUCGUGCAGGAGCUGAACAAGUCCCUGAGCGGCUGGCAACCCACAGUCUUACCAAACAACACAGUCUUCUCACGUGUCGAGGAGGAGCACCUCUGGGAGUGCAAGCAGCUGGGUGUUUACUCACCCUUUGUGCUCCUUAACACCCUUAUGUUCUUCAACACUAAGUUCUUUGGGCUGCAGACAGCAGAGGAGCACAUGCAGCUCUCUUUCACCAACGUAGUACGCCAGUCCCGCAAGUGCACCACAGCCCGUGGCGUCACGAAGAUGGUGAGCAUCCGCUACUGUGCUCCUGCCAAGCAGAAGAAAGGCCGAGAUGGUAGCACUGGAAAGAGGAAGCGUGAGGAGGAGAUGCCAAUGUUGGAGCAGCGGGAGAACAAGAUGAACCCACUUCGAUGCCCCGUCAAGUUCUAUGAAUUUUAUCUCUCUAAAUGUCCUGAGAGUAUGCGGAACCGCAACGACAUCUUCUACCUGCAGCCUGAGCGGUCAUGCAUCGCCGAGUCCCCACUUUGGUACUCAGUCAUCCCCAUGGACCGGAGCAUGCUGGAAAGCAUGCUGAACCGCAUCCUGGCGGUGAGGGAGAUCUACGAGGAGCACAGCCGGCUCAGCAGCCUGGAGGAUGAUAUGGACUAAGCACAAGGUGCUGCUGGGCUGGUUCUGCUCCAGCCCUGGACUCUUUGUCUCCAUGACUCCUGUUUCGGGGGCCGUGCAGCGCAGCGUGGGGCCGGGACUGCAGCAAUGCUGUCCCCACAUUGUUAUCGGACUCCAGACAUCUCAUCCUGCUCGUAACAGGCCUUUCCUACCUUCGUGGCGCCUGCGCUCAGCCCUGUCCCAGUGCCAGGUGGGCCAUCUUCCCUGGGGCCAGCCCCUGCAGCACAGAGGUGGCAAAGCCACCAGGGUGGUGGCCCCUUUUCAGCCCCGUCCUCCCUCUCCCCAGGGCUGCAGCCCCUACCCCCCGACUCUGACACUACCCCCUUCUCCCUCUGCCCUGAGGCAGGAACCGCACAAUAUGGCAGAGCGCUGCCUGGGACCAGCAGGCUCUGAGGCUUUUAAAUUCCCCCUUCCCUUGGCAUCAGCUCACAGAAGCUGCACGUGGCACGGCAGGAAUGGUAGCUCUGCUGCAGUGGGACAGUGUUUUCAGGGCAGCAGGGAAGGACCACCGGCAGCACGUGAGCUGCUGGGUAGAGGAAGAGUUGUUUCCAGGGGUGGGAGGUGGCCAAGACUGGCUGUUGGGAGCAGGUGGAGUUGAUGCUGGAACAUGAGGUCAGAGACCCAGCUGGGCUGUCUCCCUCAAUUUUGUCAAUGUUUUCUGAGUCGGCAGAAAACUGACUGACACGGGUCUGUGCCAGUGCUGCCCUUCUCUCCUCACUGUCCCCACUCCUGAUGUAGACCCCUCCGAAGGGCGAGGUGCCACCAGCACUGCAAGCUGGCUGGGGUGCUGGUGGCAGUGGCAGGUUCCUCUGCUCCUGCUCUGGGCUCGGGCAGCCGCUGGCAGAAGCGAGGGGAUCUGCCUGGCCUCUCCUUUCUCCCAAAGCUGCAGGGCCCCAGCGCCCUGCCCAGAGCGAGCUGGGCUCCGGCUGUGUUGUUCCCUGCUGCCUCCUGCCCCUCCUUGUGUUCUGGUUGGUUUUCCUGAGCUGUACAUGGGUCUCAGCACUGUUUGUUGAGCCUGUAUAUAUUGUUCUGGGCCUUGGCCUGGGGCCCUCUGUUCUGUGUCCAUGUGGAGAGUGAGCCACUCACCAGUCUUGUUGUAGUGAUAACAGGGCUUUAGGACUAACCCUGUGUCUCUGGAAACCAUUCAUUUCAAAUAAAGUUGCAGAAAGUUG
Numida meleagris (helmeted guineafowl) is the source of this 5931-nucleotide messenger RNA. RefSeq names its product zinc finger MYM-type containing 3 (gene ZMYM3). Gene Ontology annotation, molecular function: zinc ion binding. The transcript has 25 exons. NCBI's taxonomy places the organism in Eukaryota, Metazoa, Chordata, Aves, Galliformes, Numididae. The coding region runs from base 440 to 4741 and encodes 1433 amino acids. The record is from RefSeq and is a predicted model, not a curated record.